AGGCUGUGCUCUGAGGGCUCUCGGAUUUAAAUAAGAUUCUGGGCUCCAUUUAAGCCAACCUGUUGCCCUAGAGCGAGAGUCAGCAGAAACUGCCAAGAGUUGGAGCCAGAGAAGGAUACCGAGGUCAGGCUGAGUGUGGAAGUCGGAGGCCCAGCAACCAAGGAGAUUGACAAGAUGCUAGCUAUCUUGGGACUGUUCACGUCUUUCCUCUCGAUCUUGUACCUGACAGCUCCAUCCAUCAGGAAGUUCUUUGCUGGUGGAGUUUGUACAACGAGUGUGCAGAUUCCUGGGAAGGUAGUGGUUAUCACAGGUGCCAACACAGGCAUUGGCAAGGAGACGGCCAGAGAGCUUGCUCGAAGAGGAGCACGAGUGUACAUUGCCUGUCGAGAUGUGCUGAAGGGAGAGUCUGCUGCUAGUGAAAUCCGAGCAGAUACCAAGAAUUCCCAGGUGCUGGUGCGGAAACUGGACCUAUCUGACACCAAAUCCAUCCGAGACUUUGCUGAGGGCUUCCUGGCAGAGGAAAAGAGGCUCCACAUUUUGAUCAACAAUGCAGGAGUGAUGAUGUGUCCAUAUUCUAAGACAACAGACGGCUUUGAAACCCACUUGGGAGUCAACCACCUGGGCCAUUUUCUUCUUACAUACCUGCUUUUGGGGAGGCUGAAGGAGUCCGCACCUGCACGGGUGGUAAACCUAUCCUCAGUGGCCCACCUUGGUGGCAAGAUCCGUUUCCAUGACCUCCAAGGGGAGAAACGAUACUGCCGUGGUUUUGCCUAUUGCCACAGCAAGCUGGCCAAUGUGCUUUUCACUCGAGAGCUGGCCAAGCGGCUCCAAGGAACGGGGGUCACUGCCUAUGUGGUACACCCAGGUAUCGUCAUGUCUGAGAUCGUCCGGCACUCCUUCCUGCUAUGUUUGCUGUGGAGGCUUUUCUCACCCUUCUUCAAGUCCACCCGGCAGGGAGCUCAGACCAGUCUGCACUGUGCUCUGGCGGAGGGCCUGGAGCCCCUGAGUGGCAAGUACUUCAGUGACUGCAAGAGGACCUGGGUGUCCCCAAGAGCCCGGAGUAAGAAAACAGCUGAGCGUCUGUGGAAUGUCAGUUGUGAGCUUCUAGGAAUCCAGUGGGAAUAGUUGGCUGGAAGAACAUAGCCUUUUCGAGCCCAAACCAUGCCGUAAUGAAAGAGGACCAAAGACAAGGUCAACCGGAAAGGAUUAUCUCCUGGCCUGCUGUUGUGACUCCUGCCUACUCAGAACCUUCUAGAACCCUUUAUACACAUGAUGUUCUUGUGAGGCAGGGCCAUAGUGCAGAGUGAUAUUCACACCUAUAGACCAUUCCCCUCAAAGACUUAGAGAACCCACAACUCUCUGGGGUAAGAGGUCUGCAUAGAUUCCAGGCUGGACAUGGGAGUGGGCAAGGAACCUAGGAAAUUGGGUCAGUUUCCUCAUCAGCACCGUGAACACCCACUUCCGUGGUCACGGGAGCACCAGCAUCGCACAUUUCUAUGAACGACAGCCUCAAAGUCUAGAGUGGCCUCUUUUCUCUUUGAAAUGAAACGCUAAGUCACUGAUGUCUUGGCCAACUCGGGAAGAAGUAGCUCACUUUGGCCAAACAUCACGUUUUCCUUUGAGCACCCUGGCGCCAUUGCAUGAAGCUGGGCCUGCCCAUUUUCCACCACUGUAGAUUUUUCCUCUCUAAACCAUUCUUUUUACCUCAGUUUUUAGAGAAAUAAAGAUUUGUGUUCA
Mesocricetus auratus (golden hamster) is the source of this 1737-nucleotide messenger RNA. It is a transcript of the gene Rdh12, whose product is annotated as retinol dehydrogenase 12. Lineage: Eukaryota; Metazoa; Chordata; Mammalia; Rodentia; Cricetidae. The transcript is spliced from 7 exons. The record is from RefSeq and is a predicted model, not a curated record. The coding region runs from base 175 to 1125 and encodes 316 amino acids.